AUGCGAGUCCAGCCGACGGUGUCCGCCAACCCACGUGGUCGAUGGCAUUGGUCGUCGCUGCUGCUCGGUGGUCUCUGGCUCAGCGCCACGCUGGCUGCAAGUGUCUGCUACCUACGGCUGCUGCAGCCGCCGCUCGCCAACGACCUUCUUUGGCCGUACUACAACGCAUCUGGGUACCAAACCUUCCUCAUCGAUCUACUGAAUACGCUAUUGGAGACGACGCCGGAUACCUCCUCAGUCGACUUGCAGUCUGUGGCGCUCGAGGGACACUACGACAGUCUCUUGACCAGCGCUAUUGUGCACCCGACGUACGCGAUGGCGCUGCUCACGACCAAGCUCACAGCGCUCGAGUUUGCCAUCACUAGUCUGCGCAACUUGUCGGAGAAUGCCCAGCUGUUUCAACUGCCAACGCAGUACUGCUGGGUCGACUUUAACCAAUCGUUCGAGCUCGCCCACACGGACGCUCGUCAAGCGCGCUGUCAUCGUCAGUACGCUGCAAAUGGCGCAGUGUACCUCGAGUCUCUCUUGCGCAACACCAACUGGAAAGCGGCUGUCGCAGCAUCUGCGAUCUCGACCAAUUUCUGGUUUGCCAUUGAGAGCGGCCUCGAAGCCUCAGCGAUGGGCGCUCGCUGGCUCGACGCUGUCGCUGCCGUGACCACCUCGGUACAGGACGAAGCCACUGUCUGGCGAUCGCAUGGUAUUGACAGCUAUUCGUAUCAGUGGCAAAACAUCAAGCGGCCGGGACUCGUCGAGACGGCGACGCUGGUCAAUGCUCUUGGCCUCCAGACUUCAGUUGUGCUCAAGAGUGUUGUCAGAACCAAUGGGCCGUGGGUGAUGUCGCUCUUCAGUCCCUCACUUCUCGAUGAUAUUCGCCUUGUCAGUGGCUGCAACGCGAGUCUUCUUCGUGGCGCGCCACACUACGUCCUCAACACAUUGUGCGACGGCCGCGUACCCGUCUCGUUCGAGUCGUUUCUCGAGUCGCUUCUCCAAAUGAGUCCGUUCUUCCGCCCGAUUGGUAUGAUUCGCGACGCCCUUGGGCCACUCCUUUCAAGCGAUCUCCACGUCGUGCCCAUACCAGAGUCUCUCGUUUCUCUGAGAGCCGACCGCGUCACCGCGCUGUACGGCGCCUGGAACGCAUCGACCGCAGACAUGUACUCGACUCUCGAAACGGACUUGCGCGUGACGCUAGUGCCGCCCGCGUGGUCGACGGACCUCGUAUUUUACGGCGGGAGUCCUUUUUGCCUGUAUGGCGCACCACAGACGUAUGUGCAACCGCCGUUUACAUCGACCGACGACUGCUCCACGCAGUCCGAAUGGACGGUGGCGAUACCGCGGCCAUCUCUUGUCAUCGCGAUGUCUUUGGUCCACGACUCGAUCGACGCGAUUUGCGCGCAGCAGUCGCGCCGAGUCUGUCCCGAGACGCUACUCGCCGCGCAAAAGCUCUUGCCGCACCGACAGAUCGACCCGGUUUUGCUUCAGAACGCAACCACAGCCGUGGCGUCGCUCAACAUUAGUCUUAUGCAGUUUGCCUCGGAUCCAGCUCAAACCGACGUUCGAAUGCUAGUCCAGCCACUACUCGAGCCACCUUUCACCUUUUACGGAUGGGUGCUUCUCUUGGAUUGGGUCGCUGGCGUUCGUGAAGUCGUCUCGUAUGAAGGCGACAACGGAACGCUUGUCUUGAUCUCGGACGCCUACGACAUAUCGUCGACAACUCCCAACAGCGCGACGCUCGGGACGUCGUCGAUUGGGCUCUACUACCUCAUCUUGUACUCGGCCUGUGUGCUUGGCGCGCUUGCCAUCUCCACGCUCGUCGCGUCGUUGGUCUUGCGGCACGGUGUCUUGGGCAGCAACUUCUGGGUCUUCAACCGUGUCGCUGGCUCGACGUGGCUCGGGCGGCCAUUGCUUUUGCUGCGCGGAAGCAGUGCGAUCGUGCUUCUGAGCUCGGCACCCAUUGGCCUCUUACAGCCUUUCAAUGUGUUUGCUCAGUUGGCGCUGCCACGACGUCCGAUCUGGGAGACGUGCGUCAUUGCGUGGGAGGCGACGUGGGUGAGCUACGUGGUUCACGAGCUGCUGCUGCCGCUGCGGCCACAACAGGCUCGGAUUUUGGGGACAUUCGGCACGUCGUUGACGUGGCUAUCUACGGUGCUCAUGGACGUUGGCUGGCCCAUCUCGGUGACAGCGACUGUCAACCGAGAGUGUGUCAUCGUCGAGGCGUACGACAUCAUGCGCUGCGCAAGCGUCGUCAUAGAGACAGGUGACGGACAGCGGCUGCUGCUUUUGAGUGUGCUUCAGAUUCUUCUUUUGCCAUGUCUCUGGCUCUGGAAUGGCCUUGGCUGUGGACGUCGUGAAGCCAGAUCCCAGUACACAGAUGCGAGACUCUCUCUUGUGGGUCAAGUCUUUUUCACUCCGCGUCCUCAGCUCGAUACGAUUGAGCAACUGGCAUCAGGUCUUAUCCCUCUUCGUCGGUCAUCGUCGUUUGACCUCAAGCUCUGGCGCCUCCUCGAUACAUCUCCGACGGCGGAAAUGGUCGGAACAAUCGGACGGAAGCCAGCACACAAAAAGUCAAAUCGAUGGGUUCCGCGGGCAUGGGUUGUGGCGGGCACGAUAUACGUGGCUGCCGCUAUCUACAGCAGUGUCUCGUACCUCGGACUUACCCAAGGGAUCUUGACCAACGACUUGAUCUGGCCCACCUUCAACAUGACGGGGUCACACAGCUUUCUCGCCAACUGGUUCAACGAGCCGUUGCGUAUGCUCGGCGCAGUUGGGUCGCCGAUAGCACUCACCAACACCAACAGCAUCAACGCUCUCGAGCUGUUCAACCUGUCGCAAGCGUCCGUCGCCUUUCCCAUCCAGCAAGGCGCCAGAGUCCAGUACUCCACCCUAACCACUCUUCACGACGCGAUCUCGAGCCUCCGUACUUUGGAUGGCUGUGACGGUCCGUGGGUCUUUACGCAGUAUUGCUACCUCGACUUUGAUCAAAAAUGGGAAAUGGCCAACUCGGCCAAGCGCCAAGAGCGAUGCAAGUCGAUGGUCAACAACGGCGCCGUCUUUCUCGCUUCUCUGCUUCGGAAUCUCGAAAUCUCAACGUGCUGGAGCGAAGAAUUUGAGAUUGGGUUUGGCUCCGAGUUGCGUGAAUCUACGGCAGGACAAGCUUUGUUGGCUUCAUUUACGCCUCCGUACCUCUCGAUCGACGACGAAGUGUCUUAUUGGACAUCAAAGAAUAUCUCGUCGUACGUGCUGCAGUGGCAAAACUACAAGUCGAUCGGUCUUCUCCACUCGUACAAUAUUUUCAAUGCGUAUGGCGUCGUGUAUCCCUUCUUGCUGCAGUCCACCGCGGGUUACUAUCGUAAGGAGAGCCAGACAUCGUUCAAAAUGUACUGGUCGCUCGCCAACGAUCUCGGCAGUCUCCUCAAAAACACAUCGACCAUGGGUGGCAAGAGUCUCCUCCGCAAAGACGCCAACGCUUCAAUCGAACUCUACCAUCUUCCAGUGCUCGACCCAUCAGACCCAGCAUUUGACUACUUUGCGUGGCUCUUCUUGUAUGAUUGGGCCAUCGGCAACCGAGAAGUCAUCUCGUUCCAUGGCGACCUCAACACCCUAACCCUCAUGGGCGACACCUUGCCUCAGUUAUCACAACCUGUUGACGCGGCGCAGCUGCCAACUGGCUUUGCUCUCUACAUGUUGCAGGCCAUCCGAUACAUCACUUGCGUCUUGAUCAUGCUCGCUGCCGUGACGUUUGUGUAUAUUCUUCUGGCCCGUGGCCACGUCGAGGGUCUCAACAUGUUUGAAAUGAGUCGCGUCGGCGGCAUUGUCUGGGUCGGUCGACCAUUGGUCGUGGUCCGGAGUAUCACGGCUCUCUGUCUUCUCUCGACCGCCUCGAUUGAGCUCCAAACUGACGGUGUCUUCAGCUACUUUGUCACGACACCCGUCCCGCUCUGGACGACGUGCCUCGCAGCGAAUGAAGUCACGUGGCUUGUUGGCAUCGUCAACGACAUCUCGCUCGUCUGGACGCAAGACCACACGAUCGCGUACGCCACCAUCAACAGUCUGCUCAUGUGGCUCAUCUCGGCGCUGCUGGCGACACUGGCGCCGGUCCAGGCCACCAUCACAGUAUCUCCAGUUUGUGAGAUUGCUACAUUGGACUACCAAGUGGUGUGUGUGGCAGGCAGUGUCGUGAUUGGUUCACUACAACGACUUUUGACGCUGGUGGGUCUGGUGCUAGUCUGCAACGGCGUCUGCUUUGGUCUGGUGCGCUGUCUCUGGAAGCGGCCGCAACCACUUCAGAGCUCGUCGAUGCUGCUCUGUGGCGGGGCCAAGUACCUCUUUAGUCACGACGGCUGGCUGGACGAGGAUGGAACGUACUUUUUGGACCGCGCGUCGGCCGUUCUCAAUGGGCUACUGAGUGUCCGGUAUCAAAAUCGGUGGAUCGUCUUUGACGUCAAGACGUGGUGCGUCCACAAGCUUGAGGUCGCGAGCGAUCGUCGGGUGCGAACUUGCGAAGACAUUGUUGUCUCUGGUCGUCGCUUUCGCUAUACCCUUCCGCUACGAGAUUGACGCAGCGCUUCUGGGUCGUCUCAUUGAGACGUUACGGAUAGCGGUUUACAGUCCUGGCUUUUUGCACAAAUUUUCACAAUGCCAAGGCCAUCAUUUGACUUUGAUAUCACUUGCUCUAUUGUUAAUGGAAUAG
Messenger RNA from Saprolegnia diclina VS20, 4687 nucleotides. RefSeq lists its product as hypothetical. The record is from RefSeq and is a predicted model, not a curated record. The transcript has 2 exons. NCBI's taxonomy places the organism in Eukaryota, Oomycota, Saprolegniomycetes, Saprolegniales, Saprolegniaceae. Bases 1 to 4554 code for a protein of 1517 amino acids.